AGGUGUCAACAUCUCUCUCUGCCAGGAGUGGGGAGGGGAAAGCGCUUCUGUCUGCCAUGGCUGUCCGGGCCCCUGCACCGCGGGGUGACGCCAGCGCCGAGAGAUAUCUGUUUGUGGACCGGAACCAGGUGGGAAACCCGGCGUCCCAAGCAGAUUGGACGGCCAAGCGGCUGGUGUGGGUCCCAUCGGAGCGCCAUGGCUUUGAGGCGGCCGGGCUACGGGAGGAGCGGGAAGACGAGAUGCUGGUGGAGCUUGCCGAGAACGGGCGUCAGGUGCUGGUCGCCAAGGACGAUAUCCAGAAGAUGAACCCCCCCAAGUUCACCAAGGUGGAAGACAUGGCGGAGCUGACCUGCCUUAACGAGGCCUCUGUGCUGCACAACCUCAAGGACCGCUACUACUCGGGCCUCAUCUAUACAUAUUCAGGGCUUUUCUGCGUGGUCAUCAACCCUUAUAAGAAUCUGCCCAUUUACACAGAGCAGAUUGUGGAGAUGUACCGGGGUAAGAAGCGCCACGAGAUGCCCCCCCACAUAUAUGCCAUCUCCGAGGCUGCCUACCGAAGCAUGUUGCAAGACCGAGAGGAUCAGUCCAUCUUGUGCACGGGGGAAUCUGGUGCUGGCAAGACGGAGAACACAAAAAAAGUGAUCCAGUACUUGGCGCACGUGGCUUCAUCUCACAAAGCCCGGAAGGACCACAAUGUGCCGCCGGAGUACCUGAACGAAACCAAGCAACAGACCUCCAACCCUGCUUCCUACGGUGAACUGGAGCGUCAGCUGCUGCAAGCCAACCCUAUCUUGGAAGCAUUUGGCAAUGCGAAAACUGUCAAAAACGACAACUCCUCACGAUUUGGUAAAUUUAUCCGGAUUAAUUUUGAUGUAGCUGGCUACAUUGUCGGAGCCAAUAUAGAGACAUAUCUGUUGGAGAAAUCGCGAGCCAUUCGUCAGGCCAAGGACGAGCGAACCUUCCACAUCUUUUAUCAGCUUUUAGUGGGCGCUGGUGAGCAUAUGAAAGCGGAGCUGCUGCUGGAGCCGUUCAAUCAGUAUCGCUUCCUGUCCAAUGGGUACCUGCCCAUCCCAGGGCAGCAGGACAAAGAGAUCUUUCAGGAGACCAUGGAGUCAAUGCGCAUCAUGGGCUUUUCGCACGAGGAGAUACACUGUAUGCUCCGGAUGGUCUCGGCUGUGCUGCAGUUUGGGAACAUUUCUUUCCGCAAAGAGAGGAACACAGACCAGGCCUCCAUGCCUGACAACACAGCUGCCCAGAAGCUCUGCCACCUCCUAGGCAUGAACGUCACAGAGUUCUCUCGUGCCAUCCUCACCCCACGCAUCAAGGUCGGCCGAGACUAUGUGCAGAAGGCGCAGACAAAGGAGCAGGCUGACUUUGCCGUUGAAGCUCUGGCCAAAGCUACCUACGAGCGGCUCUUCCGGUGGCUGGUGCAUCGGAUCAACCGUGCGCUGGACCGUACCAAGCGCCAGGGGGCAUCCUUCAUUGGCAUUCUGGACAUCGCCGGUUUUGAAAUAUUCCAGCUGAAUUCCUUUGAACAGCUUUGCAUCAACUACACCAAUGAAAAGCUUCAGCAGCUCUUCAACCACACCAUGUUCGUGCUGGAGCAGGAAGAAUACCAGCGAGAGGGCAUCGAGUGGAACUUCAUAGAUUUCGGUCUGGACCUCCAGCCCUGCAUUGACCUCAUUGAGAGGCCGGCAAACCCCCCAGGGGUGCUAGCUCUACUGGAUGAGGAAUGCUGGUUCCCCAAAGCCACCGACAAAAGCUUUGUGGAGAAAGUGUCUCAGGAGCAGGGGUCCCACCCUAAGUUCCAGAAGCCCCGGCAGCUGCGGGACAGAGCUGAUUUCUGCAUCAUUCAUUACGCCGGCAGGGUCGAUUACAAAGCAGACGAAUGGCUCAUGAAGAACAUGGACCCUCUGAACGACAACGUGGCCACCCUCCUCCACCAGAGUGCAGACAAGUUUACGGCAGAGCUGUGGAAAGACGUGGACCGUAUUGUGGGUCUGGACCAAGUGAGCGGCAUGGGAGACCUCACCUUCGGCGCCUCGUACAAGACUAAGAAGGGGAUGUUCCGCACGGUGGGGCAGCUGUACAAGGAGAGUCUCUCCAAGCUCAUGUCAACGCUGCGCAACACGAACCCCAACUUUGUGCGCUGCAUCAUACCGAACCAUGAGAAGAGAGCUGGAAAACUGGAACCCCAUCUUGUCCUGGAUCAGCUGCGCUGCAAUGGAGUCCUGGAGGGAAUCCGCAUCUGUCGCCAGGGAUUCCCCAACCGUAUCAUCUUUCAGGAAUUCCGGCAGAGGUAUGAGAUCCUCACUCCAAAUGCCAUCCCCAAGGGCUUCAUGGAUGGGAAACAGGCCUGCGAACGCAUGAUCAAGGCUUUAGAGCUGGACCCCAACCUCUACCGCAUCGGCCAGAGUAAGAUCUUCUUCCGGGCUGGCGUUUUGGCUCACCUGGAAGAAGAGCGGGACCUGAAGAUUACAGACAUCAUCGUGUCCUUCCAGGCUGCGGCCCGGGGAUACCUGGCUCGCAGGGCUUUCAUGAAGAAGCAGCAGCAGAUGAGCGCCCUCAAGGUCAUGCAGCGCAACUGUGCAGCCUACCUCAAGCUGCGCCACUGGCAGUGGUGGCGUCUCUUCACCAAGGUGAAGCCCCUCUUGCAGGUGACACGCCAGGAUGAGGUGAUGCAAGCCAAGGCACUGGAGCUGCAGAAGGUGCAAGAGAAACACACAAAAACACAGACGGACCUUAAGGAACUGGAAAACAAGUACCAGCAGCUUUCGGAGGAGAAGUCCAUCCUGGCUGAGCAGCUGCAGGCCGAGACGGAGCUCUUUGCCGAAGCCGAGGAGAUGCGGGCGCGGCUGGCAGCUCGGAAGCAAGAGCUGGAGGACAUUCUGCACGAGCUGGAGUCGCGGGUGGAAGAGGAAGAGGAGCGCUGCCAGCAGCUGCAGACGGACAAGAAGAAGAUGCAGCAGCACGUGCAGGACCUCGAGGAGCAGCUGGAGGAAGAAGAAGCUGCCCGGCAGAAGCUGCAGCUGGAGAAAGUCAGCACGGAAGCUAAGCUGAAAAAAAUGGAGGAGGACUUGCUGGUGCUGGAAGACCAAAACUCGAAGCUGCUCAAAGAGAGGAAGCUGAUGGAGGAACGUCUUUCAGAGUUCACCUGUCACAUGGCAGAAGAGGAGGAGAAGGUGAAGAGCCUGUCUAAACUGCGCAACAAAUACGAAGCAGUCAUAGCCGACAUGGAAGAUCGGCUAAAGAAGGAAGAGAAGGGGCGCCAGGAGCUGGAGAAGCUGAAGCGCAAGCUGGACGGGGAGGCAGGUGAUCUGCAGGAACAAGUCGUGGAGCUUCAGCAGCAGCUGGAAGAGCUCCGCCAAGCGCUGGCAAGGAAGGAGGCCGAGCUGCAGGCAGCCCUGGCCAGAGUGGAAGAAGAAUCAGCACAGAAGAAUGCCGUGCUGAAGUCACUGCGUGAGCUGCAGGCCCAGUUAGCAGAACUACAGGAGGAUCUGGAGUCUGAGAAGGCAGCCCGUGCCAAGGCUGAGAAGCAGCGGCGUGACCUGGGUGAGGAGCUGGAAGCGCUGAAGACCGAACUCGAGGACACCCUGGACUCGACCGCCGCGCAGCAAGAGCUACGGUCAAAGCGGGAGCAGGAAGUGACCGAGCUGAAGAAGACCAUAGAGGAGGAAGUCAAGACCCACGAAGCGCAAGUGAUGGAAAUGCGCCAGCGUCACACCACUGCUCUUGAGGAGGUGUCAGAGCAGCUGGAGCAGUCACGUCGGCUCAAAGCUACUCUGGAGAAGGCCAAGCAAGCCCUGGAAGGGGAGAAUGUCGAGAUGCAGAAGGAGUUGAAACUUCUGCAAGGGACCAAACUGGAGUCAGAGCAACGGCGCAAGAAACUGGAGGGGCAAGUCCAGGAGCUCCAGCUGCGGUCGGCCGAGAGUGAGAGGGCCAAGACCGAACUCACAGACAGGCUGGUGAAGCUGCAGAGUGAACUUGAUGCAGUCUCUGGAACCCUGGGAACGGCCGAGUCCAAGACGAUAAAACUUGCCAAAGACCUGGCCAGCAUAGAAUCCCACCUGCAAGAUACCCAGGAACUGCUCCAGGAAGAGACGCGGCAGAAGCUGAACUUGAGCUCACGAGUCCGGCAGCUGGAGGAAGAAAAGUCGGCUCUGUUGGAGCAAUUGGAGGAGGAGGAGGCCGUCAAGGCCAGCUUCACCCGCCAGACCCAGGCCUUGCAACAGCAGGUGAUGGACACCAAGAAGAAACUGGAGGAGGACGCUGGAGUCGCGGAAUCCAUAGAAGAAGCCCGGCGCCGAGCAGCCAAGGAGCUGGAGGCUCUCAACCUGCGCUACGAGGAGCGGGUCCAGGCCUGUGACAAGCUGGAGAAAGGACGGACCCGGCUGCAGCAGGAGCUGGAUGAUGUCACCGUGGCCCUUGACCAGCAGCGCCAGGUGGUGUCUGCGCUUGAGAAGAAGCAGAAGAAAUUUGACCAGAUGCUGGCUGAGGAGAAGCUGAUCUCUGCCCGCCAUGCGGAGGAGAGGGACCGCGCGGAGGCUGAUGCCCGUGAGAAGGAGACCAAGGUGCUGUCGCUGAGCCGUGCCCUGGAGGAAGCACAAGAGAUGCGGGAUGAACUAGAGAGGCAGAACAAGCAGCUGCGGGCUGAGAUGGAUGACCUGGUCAGCUCAAAGGAUGACGUCGGAAAGAAUGUGCAUGAGCUGGAACGGUCCAAGCGGGCGCUGGAGCAACAAGUGCAAGAAAUGCGGGCCCAGCUGGAGGAGCUGGAAGAUGAGCUUCAGGCCACGGAAGACGGGAAGCUCCGCUUGGAGGUCAACAUGCAGGCCCUGAAGGCCCAGCACGAAAGGGAGCUGCAGAGCCGGGAUGACGCCAACGACGACAAGAAGAAGCUGCUGAGCAAGCAGGUGCGGGAGCUGGAGGCCGAACUGGAUGCCGAGAGGAAGCAACGGGCCCAGGCCCUCGCAGCCCGGAAGAAGCUGGAGCUCGAUCUGCAGGAGGCGCUGGCGCAACUGGAUGCUGCCAACAAGGGACGGGACGAGGCAGGGAAGCAGCUGCGCAAGUUGCAGGCCCAGAUGAAGGAGCUCUGGCGGGAAGUGGAGGAGGCCCGAGCCGCUCGGGAGGAGAUCUUCAUCCAGUCCCGCGAGAGUGAGAAGAAGCUGAAGAACCUGGAGGCGGAGCUGUUGCAACUGCAGGAGGAGCUUGCGGCCUCGGAACGAGCCAAGCGGCAGGCUCAGCAGUAUGGGAACAGUGGCAAGUCUGCCCUCCUGGAUGAAAAACGCCACUUGGAGGCGAGAAUCGGGCAGUUGGAAGAAGAGCUGGAUGAAGAGCAAAGCAACAUGGAGCUCCUGAAUGACCGAUACCGCAAGCUCAGCAUGCAGGUGGAGACGCUCACGACAGAGUUGGCAGCCGAGCGCAGCUUUUCGCAGAAGGCUGAGAAUGCCCGGCAACAGCUAGAGCGCCAGAACAAGGACCUGAGGGCCAAGCUGGGAGAGAUGGACUCGUCCGUCAAGUCCAAAUAUAAGCUCGCAAUUGCAACUUUGGAGUCCAAGGUAGCCCAACUGGAGGAGCAGCUGGAACAGGAGAGCAGGGAGAGGAUCUUGUCAGGGAAACUUGUGCGACGGGCAGAGAAGAAACUCAAAGAGGUCAUCCUACAGGUGGAUGAAGAGAGGAGGAACUCUGAUCAGUACAAGGAUCAGGUUGAGAAGAGCCACCUGCGGCUGAAGCAGCUGAAGCGGCAACUGGAGGAGGCAGAAGAAGAAGCAUCGCGGGCCAACGCCAGUCGCCGUCGCAUGCAGCGUGAGCUUGAGGAUGUCACAGAGUCUGCUGAGUCCAUGAACCGUGAGGUCACCAGCCUGAGGAACCGCCUCAGCAAGUUAGAGCGCCGGCAGCGGAAGCGUACACCUCUGAGUUUCACCACCCGAACCGUGCGGCAGGUCUUCCGCUUGGACGGCGUUUCGGACGAGGAGACCGAGGACCCGGAAAGCGACUCCCCUUCUGCGAAUCACCAGCCCUCCCAGCCCCCAGUUUCCUCUCAGGGGCAGCCACAGCAGCCGCCCCCACCUGCUGAGGCGGCCCAGACAGAAUGAGGGAGGGUGUGUGAGACCCCCCCUGGUGGGUGGGGGCGGAUCUUGGGGUGUAGGGAUCCCGCCCAGUCUUGCGCACUGUCUGAAAUGAAUACAGGAAUUUGAAUACAGGAAUACAGUAACGGGGGGG
Messenger RNA from Gekko japonicus, 6219 nucleotides. RefSeq names its product myosin-10-like. The record is from RefSeq and is a predicted model, not a curated record. NCBI's taxonomy places the organism in Eukaryota, Metazoa, Chordata, Lepidosauria, Squamata, Gekkonidae. Gene Ontology annotation, molecular function: ATP binding; actin filament binding; cytoskeletal motor activity. Gene Ontology annotation, cellular component: myosin complex.